AGCCCUGGGUGCUACAUGCUGUAUAUGUCUACUCCUGAGUUCCCCACAUAGAUCUUUAGAAAAAACAUGUGGUCACGAAAUCUUUUAAUUGCUUCUGUAAUUGUCUUUUUGGCAACAACAAUUUCAACUGCUCCUGUGGAAGAGAAAGAGCCGGAGGAGAUAGAGGUAGAGGACGGUGAAGAGGAACUCUCAGAAGAGGAGGAUGAUGAUGAUGACUCCAAGAGUCAGGAAAAGAAUAUGGGAAUUGGAGCACAGCAAGCUACCACAGUAUCUAAAGGCCUGGGUUUAAGCGCUCAGCCUGGCACCUCAUUCCAGGGCGAAGCUCCGAAUGGACAUAAACUCAAUGGGGAUAGUGCCAUGCAAGCUGGGCCUGACCGUAAUGGUGGUGGUGGAGGAGGAGGAGGGGGAGGUGGUGGUGGUGGAGGAGGAGGAGGUGGAGGACAUUCACAUACUUCAUCAUCUGACCCCAGCUCCCAUGAUGCUUCUUUGCCAGGACAUGCAGGCUCCUCUUUAGAUACCAGUAUUGCAGGUCCCAGUUUGGAUCCGAGUCAAACAGGUGCAGGCGCUCAUGGCAGUUCAGUGUCACACGUACAAGCCCCAGGAACAGGGGUUGUCCACCCAGGAACAGGGGUUGUCCACUCAGAUACAAUCUCUCACAGCUCAAUGGGACAAGCAGGAGGGAGCUCCACUCUCAUCAUUAUCCAUGAGGCUCAUCCACAGCCUGCAGGUGGCAGCAUUCAUACAUUUGAUGCUGCUGGCUAUCAGACUGAGGCUCCAACAAGUGAGACUGAAAUAGAGUCGCCUGAGUAUGACACACCUGAGUCACCUGAGUUUAAUGGUAAUGGUCACAAGCUGCUUAUUGGAGGAGCAGUAGAAAAUGGACAUGCAGCUAUACCUGUAGUCACUGACCUCUUCAUUGAGGACACAACUCACAUGGAUCCCACAGGUGCUAUGGAUCCACUUGGUGCAAGUUCUCACCUGGACAAUACAGGUAUUAUCGACCAAUCCAGCCAUGACUUCCUCAUUGGUUUAAUGGGUGGUGUGGGGGAUCCGUAUGCUUCUGACAUCCAUAUCGACAUCUCAGAUCACACUGGAACGACUUCUCAAUUAGACUCAAUAGCUGUGGGUUGGGGUCCAGGACCGGCGUUGUCGUCCAGUAGCAGCCCGGGUCCAGACGUUCCACCAGGCCUUGGAGAUCACAUAGGUCUAAUAAGUGAUUUUACAGGCCUUACUGACAACUCAGGGCCUGACCAUCCAUAUCUGAGCUCAGGUUUCGAUGGAUCAUACCACUCAGCAGGUGAUCAUGCUGGUCUAUCCGAUACUACCGACCACCCAGUAGCAGUGAUGUCACAUACUGAUUAUUCAUCAUCGCACAUUGACCACCCAGGAAAUGGUCGUCAAAGCCAGGUUACAGACACACAUGGAGGUGAUCAUGCGGUCAACGAUGUGCAUCAUGAUGUAACAGAUCCACCUGGGCAGCAGAUUGUGUCUACAGACAUAGGCCUACUAGAUGCUGGUGAGCACGGCGUCGUCUCUCACCACGACGACAUGGGAGCUGUUACAGACGGGGUCGCUGUUCAGCAUCAUGAUGACGUUCACACCGUCAGCCCUCAAACAGAUACCACAGCACUUGGGGCAAACGUGUACAGCUCCAGCGCACCAGGGACGCCCGAUUCUGUGCUUAGAUUUGGACAUGACACUACAGUUGUUGCAGAAGCACACAGUGUCUUCAUUCAGACCGAUUCCCCAGUCACAGCUGAUGCACAAGGAUCCACUCUACAGACUUCCAGUCAUCUUGGUGUAACAGAACAGACACAGCCUGCUGUUUCCGCAGCUGAACAGUACAACCCAUCUGGUCAGGGUCCUGAAGGUGCAGAAAAUGUGGAACUGGAGGAUACCUGCUGACUUUCAUAUGAAGCCUCGUGUCAAGUUUCUACGCUACAGAUUUCAGUGUACGGACCAGUCUGCAUGGCAGAGAAACAGUGAUCCAGCCCACUAGCAAAUCUAGUUGUUUGUGUCUAUGUUUGUUUGUUUGAACUUUGUCUAUUUAAACUUAAAGAUGACACUGUAAGUAAACUUUUUGCGCACUUGUUAAUAGACGUUUUGUUUCAUUCGUUGCAUAUAUGACAAAAAGACAAGAGGGUACUAAGGAGAACCCUCUGACUCAGAUGAAUAUGGCUCAUACAAAAGCUUCAUCCCUACGAAUAUUGAUGUACAAAAGCUCAAACAAUAUACUGAAUCUUUAUGAAGCUUUGUUAUUUUGUAAUUUCCACAAGUACUGUAUUUCCCAGUUUAGAAAAUGUGAGAAAUAAUAAUUUUGUGUCAGAAAUUGUACAUUGCGAAAUGUAUAUCAAAGUAAUCUCUACAUUAAA
Messenger RNA from Oncorhynchus masou masou (cherry salmon), 2372 nucleotides. RefSeq lists its product as uncharacterized. The transcript is spliced from 36 exons. The record is from RefSeq and is a predicted model, not a curated record. The coding region runs from base 67 to 1905 and encodes 612 amino acids. NCBI's taxonomy places the organism in Eukaryota, Metazoa, Chordata, Actinopteri, Salmoniformes, Salmonidae.